Messenger RNA from Ylistrum balloti, 1254 nucleotides. RefSeq lists its product as uncharacterized. NCBI's taxonomy places the organism in Eukaryota, Metazoa, Mollusca, Bivalvia, Pectinida, Pectinidae. The coding region runs from base 1 to 1254 and encodes 417 amino acids. The transcript has 2 exons. The record is from RefSeq and is a predicted model, not a curated record.
AUGGGCUGUGGACAGAGCAGCAGUGCAGCGGCCCCGCGUCCUGCAGGAGGAGCUGCAGCGGCAGUACAACAAGAACCAAAGUAUGCAGGCCCCCCGGUCACUUACAAUAUCGUCAACAUCGAUGUGCCACACGAGUCCCAAACGGGCUUGCUGUUCUCACCUGAGAUGGCGUUCAAUACGCUUACAGGAAGUGUGUACCUUCCAGCCCUAACAAAUAUGUACGACCUUGGGUUCCGAAUGUCAACCUUCAACGUCUCUCCUGGAAGUAUGACAGCUUCAGGAUUUGUGUCCUUGAAAUUAGAAUCUAAACUUAGAACGCAAGGAAUAUUUCAUCAAGUUACUGAAGAGGAAAAAGGAAAAUGGAAGUUGUGUAUGGAAAAGUCCAGUCUUCCGCAACAAGUUUUUGGAACCGGACUUUUGAAAAUUGGAGGCACAUCAUCCACUCAACCCAUCCAUAUUUUCCAGACAAUAGACAGAAUAUCAAACGAAGGAGGACGUCUCGUUUCUAUAGAGGUUACAGGAGGGUCCUUUACGGGAGCGUCUGCCGCACCUGUUUCUGCUACCAUGGGAAUGGGCACUCAACCCAGUAUGAUGCUUUACGGCCACAGUCCAAGCACACUUCUGUGUGUUGACAUAUUCUACGAGAUGCCAACAACACAAGGUGGAGAGAAGUACAUGUAUCAGAUUGUGCCUGCGCAGAUGUCAGCUGUUCUGAAAACCCUUACAGGGGCCAUUGGAGGUUCCUGGACCGUCACCUUUGACUGGAUGAAUAUCGUAGGACCAUAUCUUUCACAAGGCUGGAAACUAGUGGAAGUUUUCCUAGACCAGAACAACAAAAGUUUCUCUGACAGAGCGUUCAUGGCGUCUAAGAUCACAUCUGAAGUUGGGGCAAUGUUCAUAUUUGAGAAGCCCUUGUCAAAGGCAAACGACAACACACCAGUAUAUGAAGCAAAAAUGGUGGAGUACAGAGCCCCAGGAAAAAUGAAGAUGGCUGGAAUUGGUAAAACCACUAUUGAAGUGAACGCUAAUUGGGACAGUGUGAUAGCGCAAGAAGGUCAAAAUGGCUGGGAUUUGGUUCGAAUUCUCCAAACACCUGCAACAAUUUUCAAGCAAUCGCUAAGUAUGACCCCAGAAUUCGGUUGGGUUCACUAUAUAUAUUUUCAACGGAAGAUCAUGCAAGCACCAGCUGAACAACAAAGUACAGAUGAACCUCCAGCACCUGUCUUGCCACCACAGGAACAAGAGACCAACUAG